Molecule: messenger RNA, 950 nt
Organism: Onthophagus taurus
Lineage: Eukaryota; Metazoa; Arthropoda; Insecta; Coleoptera; Scarabaeidae
Product: 15-hydroxyprostaglandin dehydrogenase [NAD(+)]-like
Cellular component (GO): cytoplasm
Molecular function (GO): oxidoreductase activity, acting on the CH-OH group of donors, NAD or NADP as acceptor
Source: RefSeq, a predicted model, not a curated record
GCAUUAAAACGUCAGGUUAUAAUAUAUGAUAACCUUCAGGAAGUUUAUUGAAUCAUUAAAUAGAUGAUCUAUAAAUAUUAUUAUGUUGUCUUCAGAUUCAGUAAUCAUAAUGUUGGUUAAAGGUAAAGUUGUUCUUGUAUCUGGUGGAGCUUCAGGAAUUGGAUUAGCUUGUAUAAAAGAGCUAUUACAAAAUGAAGUUUUAGGAAUCGCUUUGGUUGAUAUAAACGAACAAAGAGGAAUUUCAAUUACGGAAGAUUUAAAUAACAAAUACGGACAAGGAAAAGUAAUAUACAUCAAAGCAAAUCUAAUAAAUAAAAACGAAUACGAAGAUGCUUUUAAGAAAACCGUUCAAUGUUUUAAACAAUUAGAUAUUUUCUUCAACAACGUUGGGUUAUUUGAGGAACAUGAUUACGAAAAUUGUUUAAAAAUAAAUUUGCUUGGUUGUAUUCAUGGAUUAAAGUUAGCUAUAGACGAAUAUCUUCCAAAGUAUAAAAGUGAAUCCACAGCAAUUAUAAUUAACACAUCUUCGGUAGCCGGACUGAUGCCUUUUGCAGGAAUUGAAAUUUAUAGCACAACCAAAUUCGCCUUAAUCGGUUUAACCAGAAAUUUUGGGUGUGAUUAUCACUAUAAAAGAACAGGAGUCAAAGUAAUGGCUUUAUGCCCUGGAGCAACAGAUACAGCUAUAUUUAAUCAAUUGCCUACAAGGAUGGUUUAUGAUGAUAAUUUAGAAAAUCUUCUAAAAUAUACAGUAGAUAUGCAAAAACCUGAAGAAUUAGCAAAGUGCUUUAUUCGGGUUAUCGAAAAAGAACAUAAUGGUUCUGCUUGGUUUAUUAAUGAGGGAAAAGAAAUUGAGGUUGAAUAUCCAAAAUUGGUAUCUUUCUAAGUAAUUAAUCUUGUAUUAUUCUAUAAAGGUAUUGUGUAUUUUCAUGGAUUAAACUAACGAAAAGAAG